AUGGUCAAAAUUACUUGUUGCAGCGACAGCAAGGUCAAUGUUAUCGUGUACAUCAUUGUGAUAUUGUUCGGUAUGGGAUCAUGGGUAGCGGUCAAUGGUUUGUGGGUCGAAUUACCAAUAAUGGUUCCAAACUUACCAGAAAGGUGGAAACUACCGUCGUACUUGACAGUGAUAAUCCAACUGGCAAACAUUGGUCCACUCCUUGUCACUUUGGGAUACUUGUGCUGCAAGAACAAGGUCAAUGAAAAAAUCUUAAUAUACAGCAUUCUUUUAAUAGGGACUCUAGCUUGUGUGCUGUUAGCUUUUUUCUGGGAUACUACAGCUUAUGUAUUUGGUGAAGAGCACAGUGUUGCUUUAUUUGCUCUAGACUUUUCUCUUUCAGUCGUUGAUUGUACUUCAUCUGUGCUAUUUCUACCGUAUAUGGCAUUAUUUCAUGUUAACUACAUGACGGCUUUGUAUAUCGGAGAAGGACUCAGUGGCCUAUUGCCAAGUUUAGUAGCCCUCGGACAAGGAGUUGGCAAAGUGAGCUGUCAGAAUCUAUCUAUUGUAAACGAAACGACAAACAUUUCCAGUUAUCAUGUACAAUCUAUCUAUCAAGAUGUAUCAUUUCCCGUGGAGUAUUUCUGUUUCUUUUUGUGUGGAAUGAUGUUGGUAUGCGGGCUGGCGUUCACACUGCUGAAUUAUCUCCCUUAUUGUAAAAAGGAACAUUUGACACAAAAAGCUUGCACUGGAACGGAACUUUAUGAAUUCAACAACAAAGCAGAAUCAUCCGUAAAGAAGCGGUCAAAUAAUAUAAGUCCUGCACAAAUUGCAUUCUAUCUAUCUCUCAUCACCGUAAUUAAUAGUCUCACUAAUGGUAUUCUAUCUGGAAUUCAGUCUUAUUCCUGUUUACCAUACGGAAACGAUGCCUACCACCUGACAGUGACGCUCUCUAAAAUUGCUAAUCCUGUAGUAUGUUUCAUGGCCCUUCUUCUUCCGGUUACAUCUACAAUUCUUAUCGCAUCCUUCGUUACCAUGGGAACAGGCAUAUCAGUUUACAUCAUACUGAUGGCUAGUCAAAGUCCAACACCAUGGAUGUAUGAUGAACCUGUCGGUCCACCACUCAUGAUAUCGGCAUGGGUGGUUAUGGGAUCCCUGAUGACGUUCUCAAAAGUGUCGAUUGCCUCAGUCCUCAGACAGGAAGGCAAGACCGCCUUGAUGUGGUGUGGAGCCGUAACGCAGAUAGGAUCACUUAUCGGUGCUAUCAUAAGUUAUGUCCUGGUCAAUGUUAUGACAUUAUUUGAAAGCGCACCUGUCUGUUCUUAA
This is a messenger RNA of Ylistrum balloti, 1305 nucleotides long. Its product is annotated as riboflavin transporter 2-like. Bases 1 to 1305 code for a protein of 434 amino acids. The record is from RefSeq and is a predicted model, not a curated record. Gene Ontology annotation, biological process: riboflavin transport. Gene Ontology annotation, molecular function: riboflavin transmembrane transporter activity. The transcript has 2 exons. Gene Ontology annotation, cellular component: plasma membrane. Lineage: Eukaryota; Metazoa; Mollusca; Bivalvia; Pectinida; Pectinidae.